Molecule: messenger RNA, 1290 nt
Organism: Suillus paluster
Lineage: Eukaryota; Fungi; Basidiomycota; Agaricomycetes; Boletales; Suillaceae
Exons: 6
Coding region: 1-1290 (429 amino acids)
Source: RefSeq, a predicted model, not a curated record
AUGAUAAUUGUUGAUACAAGCCCAAAACGCAAUACAGGCAACGUUCAGACGGCAGGAUCAAGCUCAAGCGGCCUCCCCCAGGCCGAUGCACUAUCCCCCCCUCCGUAUACUCCCCAUAUAUCCUAUCAACCCAAUUCUCCUCCAAGGGACGUAGUGGUAGUCGUAUAUCGUCAGUCACCCGCACAACGUUUCUGGAAAGCAUUCGGUGUUGCUGUACUUAUCUGGUUCCUCGUUGCUGCGUUCACCAACUCUGCCGCCGACAUGGCUUUCAACCGUGGAUCUCGACCCUUCUGGACCGGUGAGCCACCUUAUCCUGGGGUACAAGAUGGCACUGUCCACCACUGCAUCACCGGCUCCGACUGGAUAUUGUCUGAUCGAAGCUUGAACCAAUUUCCCUAUAGUGCCGAGGCAUUCCUAGAGCUCCCCGUCGACUCCGAUGCAAUCUACUUCUUCACGAGGGGCUCUCAACAAUCCGGCCAUGUUGAUAUCGUGCAGUCCACCAAGCCGACAGAUAAAGUUGGUGUUCGAGUGCGGGUUGGCUAUCACGCUCGCAAAGCGCUGGAUCAUGUCAAUGUUUGUCGUCUCGAACGACAAGCAGAUGAGAAUGGUAUUGGUAUCCUUACACCUGCAUUCUCGUAUUUCCCUGGUAAUGGACAACAGCUAAGAUUUGAGGCAUUCGAGACAGAGACAUCUAAUUACAGUCAAGAUGUCGCAGAUGUCUGGGACACCAUCUCCUUCGAUAGAAUAUCACUCAGAACAUCGAAUGGCCCCGUAAAUGCGAAGUCUAUCACCACCGAGGAUGGUUUCAUCCGCUCAAGCAAUGGCGCCAUUAAAGGGCAUUUCAAUAGUGGCUCUUCUCUCAAGCUCGAAACUUCGAACGGCCCCAUUCAAGCUAAAAUUGAUGCCAACGUGGAUCUCAUCACGCGUUCUGGCAAUGGCGGUAUCUUCGACGUCCAAACACAUACUUCAAAUGGACACGUCAGUCUUGAAUACACUGACAUGCCUGUAAACGCACUCCUCACAUCCGACACGGGGUCUUCUAACGCAGCAAUAAGCCUUAAGUUGCACAGCAAUUUCGAAGGCUCAUUCGACGUGAAUACUUCUAAUGCAGCAGCCCUUUUCAAGGAGCUGCCUGUUGAGGAUCCUUCUGGACAGGGUCGUCGCAGGGCCGUGACUCAAAGGCAAGAGAGAUAUCGCCUCCGAGGGUCUGCCUACUGGGACGAGAGCAAAAAGACUGAAGGGCGCGCCACUGUUAAGACUUCGAAUGGCCGGGUGGAAUUGGUGAUCUGA